This is a messenger RNA of Trichoplusia ni (cabbage looper), 1904 nucleotides long. It is a transcript of the gene UGT43B1, whose product is annotated as UDP-glucuronosyltransferase 1-9-like. The record is from RefSeq and is a predicted model, not a curated record. The transcript is spliced from 4 exons. Gene Ontology annotation, molecular function: UDP-glycosyltransferase activity. The coding region runs from base 324 to 1856 and encodes 510 amino acids. NCBI's taxonomy places the organism in Eukaryota, Metazoa, Arthropoda, Insecta, Lepidoptera, Noctuidae.
UUAUACUAAUACUGAACUUAGCUGUAAUUGUAGAUGGUGAAACUUGCUAUAGAUGUGUCGUCAAUUCUUGAUAACCUAUAUAACAUGCGAUUGUAGUCGUUUUCGCGGUCAUGAGAUUAAAGACCGACUGUCUAAAAUAAUGAAAAAUAUCAAUGACAAUUAAAGUUAGAUAUCGGUCGUAUGGAACGCGGUUGAGCUGAGUGAUAAAAAAAUAAGUAAAUAAAUGAAUUAGUGCAAAAGACUAAUGUGAUUUCUUAAGGGAAAGUGUGUGUGCGAGGGUGCAGUCGUUUUUAUGUUGUGGUGAUACUUUUUGGGUUUAUAAGAUGGAAACUUUAACCAUUUUUUUAAUGUUCUUUGUUCUGAACAGUGACGGUUACAAAAUACUGGGAAUAUUUCCCCACAGUGCGCGUAGUCACCAUAUAUACUUUACGGCGCUAGCUGAAGAAUUAGCUAGAAGACAACACGAUGUUACAGUGAUCAAUUACCACCCUAUGCAGACAAUACCAAAGUUACGUCAAAUUUCACUUCAAGACAAAGAAAAUGCGAGUGCUACCGUUGAUAUCGAGAAACGUCUGAGUUUCCUUUCAGUUUCUGAUAUAUCUACUGCAUAUGCCACGGCUCAGGUGUUUAAAAAUAUAGCGAAUACAAACUGCAGAAAACUAGUGAAACAUCCAGAGGUCCAAGAUUUAAUUGAGUCACGUGAACAUUUCGAUCUGGUAAUCGUAGAACAGUUUGUGACGGACUGUGGUUUCGCUGUAGCUUACAAGUUGAAUGCCCCCACGAUAGGCAUUGCUGCUCACAUUUUAAGCCCGUGGACCUAUUCAAGAUUAGGUGCACCAAACAACCCCGCUUUUGUACCAAAUCAUUUCUUUGGGUCUGGCACGAAACCUAACUUAUUUAACAAAAUAAAAAGUAUUGUUAUAAACUUGGGGAUGAAUUAUUACUAUGAGCACGUGAUACAGAAAAGUGACCAGGAAAUCGUUAACGAAGUGUACCCAGAUACGCCACCUCUGGAAGAUCUUGGAAAGAACAUGUCUUUAAUAUUAAUAAAUCAGUAUUUUCCUUUGACUAGCCCAAGACUGUACAGCUGUAAUGUUGUAGAGGUUGGGGGUUUACAUGUUAAUCAAAAUGAUUUCAUAGGAGAUCAGAGUUUGCUAAACUUUCUGGAUUCUGCAAAUAAUGGAGUAAUUUAUAUAAGUUUUGGGAGUGUUGCUUCAAAUAUUCCGCGAAGAUUAUCAAAUGAAAUAAUAAAAUUAAUUGAAAGGAGUAAUUUGAAAUUUAUUUGGAAGACGGAUAUCACUGAUUGGGUGCCACCUAGUAACGUAUUUUUUGGGAAGUGGAUGCCACAGGCAGCUGUCUUAUGUCAUCCUAAAGUAAUUGGUUUUAUUUCGCAUUCCGGGAUGUUGAGCACGUCGGAAGCCAUGCAUUGUGGUGUGCCCAUAGUCAGCGUACCACUAUUUGGAGAACAGUUUGCUAACGGACGCUCGGCUGUGGAAAGUGGGAUUGCAGUUCCAGUCGACAUUUUAACAAUCAAUUAUAAGAUUUUAGAAAAGGCUUUAAAAACUAUACUGCUCGAAAAGUUCCAAAGGAAGGCUAAAGAAUUAUCCCAGCUUUGGAAGGACCGGCCCCUAUCCCCCAUGGACACAGCAGUAUUUUGGAUAGAAUAUGUUGCCAGAAAUCAAGGAAAAGCUUACAUGAAGCCACCAACAGUAGAUUUGCCAUUUUAUGAAUAUUUUCUUCUAGACGUAAUUCUUGUUAUAACAUUAUUAAUAACUAUAACAAUUUAUAUUGUAAAAAAGAUUUUAUAUAUUACGUUAUCAAUUUGGAUACAUACACAAAAGAAAAAGAACGAUUAGUGUAACAAAAUGUAUUUAAAAUAAUAGAUAAAAAAAACUUAACACACA